This is a messenger RNA of Recurvomyces mirabilis, 1347 nucleotides long. RefSeq lists its product as uncharacterized. Lineage: Eukaryota; Fungi; Ascomycota; Dothideomycetes; Mycosphaerellales; Teratosphaeriaceae. The coding region runs from base 1 to 1347 and encodes 448 amino acids. The transcript is spliced from 2 exons. Gene Ontology annotation, molecular function: transmembrane transporter activity. The record is from RefSeq and is a predicted model, not a curated record. Gene Ontology annotation, biological process: transmembrane transport. Gene Ontology annotation, cellular component: membrane.
AUGGACGCCAUCGAGCUGAACGCAAGGACUGGUGAAUCACCAACAUCAAGCAGCUCAUCGGACGACCAUAACGGGAGCAACACCGAGGUCAACCCGAACCGAGCCCAGCACGCCCUCCCACCCACCGACCAAGGCUUCCGCGCCUGGCUCUGUCUAACCGGCUGCUUCGUGAGCAACGUCGUCGUCUGGGGCUUCGCCUUCUCCUUCGGUGUCCUCCAAGAAUACUACACCACCCAUGAACCCUUCAAGUCCCACCCUUCCGGCAUCCCCGCCAUCGGCACAACGGCCACAGGCCUGAGCUACCUGACCAUGCCCAUCUACUUCUGGGUCUUUCAGAGAUAUCCUCGCUGGAGACGUUGGUCGUGCUUUGCCAGUCUGCCGCUUCUGGUCGCCGCUUUGGUCGGGGCGAGUCUCGCGAAUGCUGUGCCUCAGCUUUUGGUGUUCCAAGGUGUACUCUAUGCCAUUGCUGGAAAUGCUUUGGUGACGCCAACGAUCACGUAUCUGGACGAGUGGUUUGUGAGAAGGAAAGGGCUGGCGGUCGGGAUCAUGUGGGCUGGUGAUGGCGCUGGCGGUGUGAUCAUGCCCAUUUUGAUGCAAGUUCUGCUUUCCAGGGUCGGAUUCAGAUGGACUCUACGCAUAAUCGCCGGCAUUAUCGUGCUAUUGAUGGCGCCACUGCUGGUAUUCCUACAACCCCGCGUGCCCGUCUCGGCCACGGCCACGCCCCGCCCACUCGACAUCUCUUUUAUUCGAACUCCGCUAUUCUGGACCCUCGAGGCGUUCAAUGUCUUACAGGCUUCGGGCUACUUCCUUCCCAGCAAUUACCUCCCUACAUACGUGGAAUCGCUUGGUCUUAGCUCAACAUUCGGCUCCCUCACAUUGAUCCUGAUCAAUCUCUCCUCAAUCUUCGGCUGUAUCACCGUCGGCUUCUUGGCCGACCGCAUUGACAUCACUACCAUUUUAUUCAGCAUCAGCCUCCUAGCGGCCACGACGAUCUUCUUGACUUGGGGUCUCUCGAUCUCCGUCGCACCCAUCUACAUCUUCUGUAUCACAUACGGCCUGACCGCCGGCGGCUACUCGUCGACAUGGGGCGGCAUGGUCAAGGAGAUUCAGCGCAGGCACGAAGGCAUUGACGCCAGUAUGUUGUUUGGCUUCCUGGCGGCGGGGAGAGGCAUUGGUGCUGUGGCUUCUGGGCCGCUUAGCGAGUUGCUGCUCAUUGCUGGAGAUCGCAUGCACUCGAGAGCAGAGUUCGGGUAUGGGACGGAGUAUAGUCCGAUCAUCAUCUUCUCGGGUUGUACGGCGCUCGUGGGUGGCGGUAGUUGGAUGCUUAGGCGUGCUGGAUGGAUAUAG